AGUGAGAGAAAGUACGUCGUGAGAGGCGGUUGUGCCGGAGAGACGUUCAGUGUCAGAGAGUUAACAGUGAGGUACAGUCGAUGGUUCUUCUUGUGGUACAAUUUUUCCAGACUUUUCCGCAUUGUCUCACUGUAUUGUGUAUCUUUGGGAACUCCAGAGACUCCUUUGAGGAAGUUGUCCUGUGAGCUUCAAAGGUUCCAAAGUGAAAAGUCCUGUUAUCAAGAAGUGUUCUGUGUUUUUAGAUUUUCUGGGGUUCUCCACUAAAGAUUAUCUGAAAAUUCUAACUAAUAUUCAAGUAGGCAGUGCAAGUGGACAGAUUUUGUUGGAAAACUGUGAAAAAUCCAUCGUGAUAAGGCCCAUAAAGAACCAUUUUUUAGACACUUCCUAGCCGUCCAGCCUUGACAUUGGAAGAGUCCAUAUAUCAAGGCUUCUCGUGCGUGAUUUAACAGUGUCCUACAGUGUCCCAUAUUUAAAUUUUUAUCUUAAUGUGUCUUCUUUUGUCUGCUAGCGUGGAUUUUGUGAUAUUUCCGCGAUCAGUGAGCUAAAUCCGCACUGAACUGAGUUCAAGGUGGGUCAUUUUUCGAUGUGUAUUGUGCGAGUGGUCGCCUUGAGGCAAAAUCUACACUGCCCUUGAACUCUGCCAAACGUCCGGCUUACCAGGAGAGUUGUCCCAACAUAGUGUUUUAGUGCGUAGAAAUGAAAAAGAGGGAGUGUUGUAAAGUUCUAGGAUCCCAAAGUGUAAAGUGACAUCAUUGGGACACAAUGCAGAAAGACGAGUGUGAGGUGAAGACUGUUCUUCUCACCGAUUCUAAGGUCAUCCUGUCGCCUCGUGUAGAGUUCCACAGAGUCAAAAUGCCAGAACCCACACCUCCUACCUCAGCCCCUCAAAUUGUCAUAUCGAGGAGUCAACCGGUGGUUGUACGAUCGGACACUCUUCCGCCACCACCUCCUCCUCAUCAGGUUCGUGUUAUUCGCGAUGGACGCCUAUAUGAGGAAUCAAAGGAUCGACGUCCGGUCAUUGCGGAGCCCACAGUUUUUCGGACACCCGUCGUAUCUAGCACCAGUCAACCUAUGCGACCUCCACCACCACCACCACCGCUCAAAGCCAAGACUGCUCCCGAGGAGCCAUCCAGCUCCAUUCCAGACCUAGAAUUUGACGGGACGACAGUUUUAUGUCGAGUUUGUGGUGACAAGGCAUCAGGUUUCCAUUACGGCGUCCACUCUUGCGAGGGUUGCAAGGGCUUCUUUCGGCGAUCGAUCCAGCAGAAGAUCCAGUAUCGGCCAUGCACAAAAAAUCAGCAGUGCAGCAUUCUGCGGAUCAAUCGCAACAGAUGUCAGUAUUGUCGGCUGAAGAAAUGCAUCGCUGUUGGAAUGAGCAGAGAUGCCGUGAGGUUCGGGCGGGUACCGAAGCGCGAGAAGGCGCGUAUCCUCGCGGCGAUGCAACAAAGCACGCAAAAUAGAGGCCAACAGAGGGCGCUGGCUAGUGAGUUAGAUGAUCAACCAAGGCUCCUAGCGGCUGUCCUGCGGGCUCAUAUGGACACGUGCGAGUUCACAAAGGACAAAGUAGCAGCGAUGCGUCAAAGGGCAAGAGAAUGUCCCUCCUACUCUAUGCCAACGCUGGCCUGUCCGCUCAAUCCAGCCCCUGAACUCCAGUCUGAACAGGAGUUCUCCCAGCGCUUCGCUCAUGUCAUUCGUGGUGUCAUUGACUUUGCAGGAAUGAUUCCUGGUUUUCAGUUGCUCACGCAAGAUGACAAAUUUACACUUCUGAAGGCGGGUCUAUUUGAUGCCCUCUUUGUACGUUUGAUCUGUAUGUUCGACAGCUCCAUCAACAGUAUCAUUUGCCUCAAUGGACAGGUGAUGCGUCGUGACGCCAUCCAGAAUGGGGCGAAUGCUCGCUUCCUUGUUGACAGUACAUUCAAUUUUGCUGAGAGAAUGAACUCAAUGCAAUUGACAGAUGCAGAAAUUGGUCUGUUCUGUGCGAUAGUUCUUAUUACACCUGAUAGGCCUGGAUUGAGGAAUGUUGAGCUAAUUGAGAAGAUGUACACGAGAUUGAAGGGUUGUCUGCAAACAGUCAUUUCCCAGAAGCGUCCAGAUCAGCCAGAAUUUAUGGCUGAACUAUUGAAGACACUCCCUGAUCUAAGGACACUGAGUACACUGCAUACUGAGAAGCUUGUGGUGUUCAGAACAGAGCACAAAGAGCUGCUGCGACAGCAGAUGUGGUCAAUGGAGGAGGAGGCUAGCAAAAGUCCCGGUAGUUCGUGGGGUUGCGAUAAUAGUGAAGAUGUAGCCAAGAGCCCUAUGGGUUCAGUGUCCAGUACAGAGUCCGGUGACACAAAUUCAGAAUAUAGCCAGAGUCUAUCAACCACCGCACCCUUGUUAGCGGCAACACUGUCUGGAUGUCCAAUGCGAUAUCGGGCAAAUUCUGGAUCUUCAGAAGAUGAUCUCGUGGGCACUGCCCACCUUCAGCAAAAUGGCCUCACAAUUACACCAGUUGUACGGUCAACGGGGCACAUACGGUACAGGAAACUGGAUAGCCCUACGGACUCUGGCAUUGAGUCUGGGAACGAGAAGGCGGACCAUAAGGCGAGCAGUGGAUCAAGUUGCUCGUCACCCAGAUCGUCAGUUGAAGAUGCGGCUGAUGAGAAGAAAUACAUGCCAGUGGAAGAUAUGCCCGUCCUCAAAAGGGUCCUUCAGGCUCCGCCGCUGUAUGACACAAAUUCGCUGAUGGAUGAGGCUUAUAAGCCGCACAAGAAGUUCCGGGCGAUGCGUCAGAAAGAUGCUGAGGCAUCGGAGGCAGAACCAGUGCAGCAAUCCCAGUUGCAGAUGCAUUUAACGCGACCCGCCCACCAGUCUUCCCUCUCGAGUACGCAUUCCGUGCUGGCCAAGUCGCUGAUGGAGGAACCACGUAUGACGCCAGAGCAGAUGAAGCGCACUGACAUCAUCCACAAUUACAUUAAGCGGGAAUCGGCAGCUGAGGCUGCCUACCGCAGUCCCCACCAUCCGGGCGGUCUGUUGGUAUGCAGUCCGGCCUCAGCACCGUCGGCCUGUCCCUAUCCCGCCUCUAGGUGGCCAGUGAUAACGACAGCGCGACAACAAACGCCAUCACCCAGCGAUCCACAUCACUACUUCCAGUCGCCUCACUCCACGUCCACCUCACCGCCGGGUCCGUCACCCUCAUCUAGCUCCUCGUCCGCCUCACCGCGGCUCAUUGAGCUGCAGGUGGACAUUGCUGAUCCGCAGCAGCCACUCAAUCUCUCCAAGAAAUCACCUACGCCGCCACCAGCCGCUAUGCGUGCACCCCUAAUUGCCCAGGCGGUAAGUGCCCCAGCUCCCGCCGCUCCCGCCCACAAACUCCUCCUCGAGGCAUAAGGCCCCGCCCCCCCGCCACGACACAAAUCCUCUGUGUCGCCAAGAUCUCGUCCUCCAUCAUCCGCCGGCGGACACUAGGCAUAUUUUUCUGUGGACUUGGGUUUCGAACACACUUUCGAAGAUUGGGGUAAGUCGAAAUUUCCCAACAUUGGGGUUAUGUGCAAUAUUUGAGGUUAAAAAAAAAUGAGACACCCUGCCGAAAUUCUAACACAUUUGGUGCUCCAAAAUGCUUCAUCUUCGAAAGUAUAAUUUCGAGAAAAAAAAACACAAACUCAAAUUUGUAAAAGAGAUCAACAAAGUUGCUUUGAGGGAAAAGACGGUUCAAAAUUUGACAUUUGAGAAUGAUAUUUUGAGUCUGAAUAGAAAAAAAAAACAUUCGAAAAAUUGACUUCAAGUCAAUUUUAUGGAAAACAUCGAAACCAAAUAUCGACUUUCAAAGUCACAGAAAUUUCGUUCUUCAUUCUCAAGUCUUUUCGAAGAUAUUUUUCGAAAUUAUUCCAUUGGAAGUGUCUUUCGAAAUUUGACCCAUUCCCCUGAGCUAUAUUUGGCUGAACUCGAAUAUUUGGAAGUGCAUUCGUCAACAUCGAAUGUCGAAAUUAUUGGUCACAUCGAAACUUGAGGGGAAAAUGUGUCUAAUGUGCGAAAAACUGCUCAGCUUCGGCGAGAAGCGUUAUGUACACUGUAAAAAGAAAAUUUGUAAUCACUUCGAGAGAAUUUAGUGGAUUUUUCUCCCAUUUUCCGGGGGAUUAUCACUCCCCACCAAAUGACACUCUCUCUAAGGCCCACAUUCUCUCGAAAACAAAAAUACAAAAAUAAUGAAAAAAAAUGGUGGAGUAUUGAAAACCAAAUAAUUUAUUCGUAUUUGUAUGAUAAGAGUUCUGAGAGUAACAAAAAAAAAACAAGUAAGAGAGAAAUAUUUAAAAGAGAAAAAAAAAACACAAAAAAAUCACUUUUAUCAAUAAAGAACAAUUUCCUUCUCAGAAAUGCCAGAAAUCAAUUAAGUAAAAAAAGAAACAGGAUUUUACGUAAUAAAAAAGAAAUUGUAGAAAGAAUCAGUGUAUUUGAAGAAUGUUUUUCUUCUUUUUUUUUCGAAGAAAGAAAUAAUUGAGAUGCUGAAGACAUUUUGUGGGUUAUACAUUUUUUUUUUCGUAGAGGACUUGUAGUGUGAGAUAAACAAUUAAAUAUAAAAGAAAAAAAAAUUAGAUGGAAGAAUUAAAGAAAACAAAAAAAAAUAUUUAAAUGAAAAAUACAUUAAAAAAUCAACUGUGUAAAUGUGUUUAGAGUGCAUGUUUUCAAUUAUAUCCCAUUGUAGAAAGUUAAGAAAUAAAAGUAUAUUUUAGGAUUUGAAAAGAUUGAGGUUAUGUGAAACCAUCUUGAAUUUUCAGAGUCACUGAAGAUUUGAGGUUAGAUGCGAUAGAAGCAUGAUGAGGUGUUUUAAAAUGAAUAUAUCCAUAUUGCAUUACAAUUAAAAGUGGAAGAAGAAGAAAAAGGAAAGAGAAAAAAAAACAUAAAAAAAUAGUAAUUAUUCUAUAAA
Phlebotomus papatasi is the source of this 4903-nucleotide messenger RNA. It is a transcript of the gene Eip75B, whose product is annotated as ecdysone-induced protein 75B, isoforms C/D. Bases 763 to 3369 code for a protein of 868 amino acids. Gene Ontology annotation, biological process: positive regulation of transcription by RNA polymerase II; cell differentiation; hormone-mediated signaling pathway. The transcript is spliced from 6 exons. The record is from RefSeq and is a predicted model, not a curated record. Gene Ontology annotation, molecular function: zinc ion binding; RNA polymerase II cis-regulatory region sequence-specific DNA binding; nuclear receptor activity. Lineage: Eukaryota; Metazoa; Arthropoda; Insecta; Diptera; Psychodidae.